ACAAACUUUUGGCCUCAGUCCCUCCUGUUGCCUGUGGUGUUUCUCUGCCCCCUCACUUCCCAACACACUGGUGCACGCUCACUCACACGCUCACACUCACACACAGAGGCACUCCGUCUGGGAGUCCCAGGACGGUGACUGGGAUGGAAUUCUGAGCUGGGAGGACAGGAGAAGCCCAGGUGCAGGACAGUUUUCCUGUCAGGCCUGUCUCUUUUGGCCUUCUGGUAACAGCUUUCCGGGGACUGACGGGGGACCUGGGCAUGGAGCUGAGCUGACCACAGGAGCGGAUCGGGGCUGAGGGAGACUUAAAGCCCAGAGAGGAGGUAUAAUUUGCCUAAGGUCACACAGCAAGUAGAGACUCAGCUCUACCACUUUUUAUUGUAUUGAGCCUGGAGGAACAUGGAGCCCUUGUCAGCUCCUGGUCGCCUUGAUUUCCCCAGCACCCCUCGGGAGCGAGGGGCAGUGGGGGUGCCUCCCUCACCAUCCUGCCCUGCUCCCAGCUCUGUGGCCUCCCAUGGCUACGGACAGGAAAGUGGUGGUCCACGGGGAUGGGCCUCCUGCAGUCUGCUGGGCUGCUGAGAAUGGAGAGAAGCUGGACCAGGAAGGAGAGGACCAGGUGAAGGAUCGGGGCCAAUGGACCAACAAGAUGGAGUUCGUGCUGUCAGUGGCCGGGGAGAUCAUUGGGCUGGGCAACGUCUGGAGGUUUCCCUAUCUCUGCUACAAAAAUGGAGGUGGAGCCUUCUUCAUCCCCUACUUCAUCUUCUUCUUCACCUGUGGCAUCCCGGUGUUCUUCUUGGAGGUGGCAUUGGGCCAGUACACCAGCCAAGGGAGUGUGACAGCCUGGAGGAAGAUCUGCCCCCUCCUCCAGGGCAUCGGCCUGGCGUCCAUGGUCAUUGAGUCCUACCUGAACGUGUACUACAUCAUCAUCCUCGCCUGGGCCCUCUUCUACCUGUUCAGCUCCUUUGCCUCUGAACUGCCCUGGACGACCUGUACCAACACCUGGAACACAGAGCAUUGCAUGGACUUUCUGAACCGUUCGGGAGCCAGUGCGGUGACCCCCUCUGAGAACUUCACCUCGCCUGUCAUGGAAUUCUGGGAGAGACGUGUUCUGGGCAUCACCUCGGGCAUCCAUGACCUGGGCACCCUGCGCUGGGAGCUGGCGCUGUGCCUCCUGCUCGCCUGGGUCAUCUGCUACUUCUGCAUCUGGAAGGGGGUCAAGUCCACUGGCAAGGUUGUCUAUUUCACAGCCACCUUUCCCUACCUGAUGCUGAUCAUCCUACUGAUCCGAGGCAUCACCCUUCCGGGAGCUUAUGAGGGCAUCAUCUACUACCUGAAGCCGGAUUUGCUCCGCCUCAAGGACCCCCAGGUGUGGAUGGACGCAGGCACCCAGAUCUUCUUCUCCUUUGCCAUCUGCCAGGGGUGCCUGACUGCCCUGGGCAGCUACAACAAGUACCACAACAACUGCUACAGGGACUGCAUCGCCCUCUGCUUCCUGAACAGCGCCACCAGCUUCAUGGCGGGCUUCGUGGUCUUCUCCAUCCUGGGCUUCAUGUCCCAGGAGCAGGGCGUGCCCAUCUCUGAGGUGGCCGAGUCAGGUGUGUGCCUGGCAGGCCCCGGUCUGGCCUUCAUCGCGUUCCCUAAGGCGGUGACGAUGAUGCCCUUGUCCCAGCUGUGGUCCUGCCUCUUCUUCGUCAUGCUCAUAUUCCUCGGGCUGGACAGCCAGUUUGUCUGUGUGGAGUGCCUGGUGACUGCUUCCGUGGACACGUUCCCCAGGCAGCUCCAGAAGGGCAGGCGGCGUGAGCUCCUCAUCCUCGCCAUUGCUGUCGUGUGCUACCUGAUGGGGCUCUUCCUGGUCACCGAGGGCGGGAUGUAUAUCUUCCAGCUGUUUGAUCACUAUGCUUCCAGUGGCAUGUGCCUGCUCUUCCUGGCAGUGUUUGAGGUCAUCUGCAUCAGCUGGGUGUAUGGGGCAGACCGAUUCUAUGACAACGUCGAGGACAUGAUUGGCUACCGGCCAUGGCCCCUAGUGAAGAUCUCUUGGCUCUUCCUGACCCCUGGACUUUGCCUGGCCACCUUCCUCUUCUCCUUGAGCAAGUACACACCUCUCAAGUACAACAACAUCUAUGUGUACCCUCCCUGGGGAUAUUCUAUCGGCUGGUUCCUGGCGCUCUCCUCCAUGGUCUGUGUUCCGCUCUUCACCAUCAUCACCCUCCUCAAGACCCAGGGUUCCUUCAAGAAGCGCCUGCGACAGCUCGUCACUCCUGACCCCAGCCUGCCACAGCCCAAGCAGCGCCUGUAUCUGGAUGGUGGCACUGGCCAGGACUGUGGGCCCUCCCCAGUGAAGGAGGGACUGAUAGCUGGGGACAAGGAGACCCACUUGUAGGAUGUGACACAGAAGCCACGUGGCUACUGAGCCAGGAACCUCAGUCACAGUCUCCCUCUCUCCCCAGUGGACAGCCUUCACCUCUGUGCCCUCCCACAGUCCUGCUGGGAAUCUCUGUGAUGUUUGUGGGCACCCUCAGCAAGAAGCCAGACUCCUCUCCUCUCAGCUGAAGCAGCUCCUCCUGGUGGACUAAAGAUGGUCCCCUGGGACAAGCCAUGCUGUAAGGCACCUCCCUAUUGGAACACACCAUUUUACUUAUCCAGGAAGGUGGUCUUUUGGAGUCCACUAUCUGAUUAUGAUGCAUUACCUGGUGCAGGAGCUCCCCCCAGGGGGAUGUCCCUGUGAGAACUUACUGUAUUUGUGCACUGGGAGGGCAGCGCCAAUUCGAAUACAUCCCAUGCUUGGAUUCAGACAGCCCAACAGAGCAUGCUGUGUUGGAUGGGACAAUGGAACACACCACAUUGGAUCCUGACAUUCCAUUAGAGGGUCCUUCACUGGGCUUAGCAUUCUGGAGUCCAUGGGGAAGGAACUAGAGAAACAGCCAGGAGGGAAGCCUUCACGGGCCAUCAUUGUCUUGAGUUGUCCUGGAGGAAGUCUCCGGUGUCCCUAGCUCUAGCCCUAGUUCCACAUGCUUCUUGCAAUGUUGUCUUCACCUCACAGAGUGUUGGAAUGAAAGGACCUAGAGAUGAUCCCUAGACUUCACACCACAUGGCAUUUUAUUCUCCUUGUUCCCUGUCCAUGACAGACAUUGCCAGUAGAUCACAGAUUCUCUCCCCCCUCACAGUUCUUCCAGAUACAGUGCUCCAGGCAGCUCUGUUUGCCAUCUGCUUUUCUCUGAACCCCUCACUUCAUGAAUAAGAAAACUGAGAACGAAAGAGAAAAAGUGACUCAAGUUCACACAGCUUCUCAGGGCCAGAGUUAUGAAUAAAACCUGGUCUCCUUGUUCUGAGGCCAGUGUUCUUCCCAUUACACCAUCCUGCCUUAGUCAACAACAUAUAUGGA
Messenger RNA from Manis javanica (Malayan pangolin), 3382 nucleotides. Lineage: Eukaryota; Metazoa; Chordata; Mammalia; Pholidota; Manidae. The record is from RefSeq and is a predicted model, not a curated record.